GAUGCUUGCUCGCUCCACGCCGGCAGAGUGGCUUAACGCCAGUCUGAGCAUCGCUGCGCAGGCGUCGGGCAUGCGAAACAGCGCCGAGAAGUUGCGUUUCGAAACGGUUCGGCUCAUCCGGGAUGCGGACGAGAAGACGCGGAUGACGCAGGCCGACGCCGGACAGAAACUCGGAAACCGGAUCAGCGACAUUAGUUAUUGGAAGUCGGAGCUGCUCACCGAAUCCGACAAGAUGGUGACGGAGAUCAACGUUUUGUCCGACUUCAGGAGAAGGUUGGAUAAGUCACUGCAGGAGAUGAACGGGCCUUUAGAAAUAGCAGAAGAAUGUCUUCGUAUUAGGGAACAGCGGCAAAACAUUGACCUUGUACAUGACAACGCCGAGAGAGAACUGAUACGGGAAGUUAAUCUAGCAAAAGAAUGCAAGGAGAAGAUGACUAUUGCAUUGGACCGGAUAGAUGCACAAAUGAGGUUGAACAGAGAUCGCGCAGUCGCUAGAGUUCGACACGACGACAAGCAGAUGGCGCUUGUCGCUAGACGAGCUCAGCUACAAGCUGAGCAACACGUCACGUGGCAUCUGCUUCCAUCUGGAGUCGAGCAGACGAGAACAUUGUUGUACGAGAUAGCGGAGAAUCAGCAACGGUGCGAGAGCUGUGGGAACAAGCUUAAGCGACGCGGAGGCAGCUAUCAACGGCUGCAGGAGAUGAAGGAUUGUCUACAGCGGGAUCUCAAGGUGAAAAAUAAACCAUCAUUUGUUGAUCGGUGA
Molecule: messenger RNA, 763 nt
Organism: Priapulus caudatus
Lineage: Eukaryota; Metazoa; Priapulida; Priapulimorpha; Priapulimorphida; Priapulidae
Product: tektin-3-like
Exons: 6
Coding region: 2-763 (253 amino acids)
Biological process (GO): cilium movement involved in cell motility; cilium assembly
Cellular component (GO): microtubule cytoskeleton; nucleus
Source: RefSeq, a predicted model, not a curated record